AUGGAGGAGAAAGUGGUCAAGGUCGGCAUGGGGGAUGCGAAGAUGGCGGCCAUGCUGCCUGAGAUCCCCAUAGCUGAGCCCAUCAUGAUCCUGCCAGAGCCAGAGCCAGAGCCAGAGACAACAGACUCUGACUACGCUCGCUCGGCUGAGACAGAGACGGAGGCGGAGACUGAGAACACGACUGAGCCUGAGAUGGACAGUGACAAGAAGAGUGACACUGAGACUGACGAUGAUCCUCCAGCUGCGUCUAACGGUAUCCCAACGCCCACCCGGCCCUCGCCAGCACCACCAUCGCCGCAUGUCUCGCCUCACGUCGAACGCAGCAACCCGAUGGGCCACGGAGCCGCCCAGACAGUCAGCUCAAAGGACCCCAAGGCCGCUGCCCAGGCUGCCAGUGACAUGAAGAACGUUGUUCGCCGGAAACUGGCCGGCUACGUUGGAUUUGCCAACCUGCCAAACCAGUGGCACCGCAAGAGUGUACGAAAGGGUUUCAACUUUAACGUCAUGGUCGUUGGUGAGUCUGGCCUGGGAAAGUCGACACUUGUCAACACCCUCUUCAACACAUCUCUAUAUCCUCCACGAGAACGCACCGGCCCCAGCCUGGACAUCAUCCCCAAGACCGUUUCCGUUGAGUCUAUCAGCGCAGACAUCGAGGAGAAUGGCGUCCGUCUGCGUUUGACUGUUGUCGACACCCCUGGAUUCGGAGACUUUGUCAACAACGACGACUCAUGGCGCCCAAUUGUCGAGAACAUCGAGCAGAGAUUCGAUGCCUACCUCGAUGCUGAGAACAAGGUCAACCGCAUGAACAUCGUUGACAACCGUGUGCAUGCCUGCGUCUACUUCAUCCAGCCCACUGGCCACUCCCUGAAGCCAUUGGACAUUGAGGUCAUGCGCCGUCUGCACACCAAGGUCAACCUGAUCCCAGUCAUUGCUAAGGCCGACACCCUUACCGACGAAGAGAUUGCCCUCUUCAAGCAGAGAAUCCUGGCCGAUAUCCAGCACCACUCGAUCCAGAUAUUCGAGGGUCCACGCUACGAGCUGGACGACGAGGAGACCAUCGCUGAGAACAAGGAGAUCAUGUCCAAGGUCCCCUUUGCCGUGGUUGGCGCCAACUCUGAGGUGACCAGCACUGAUGGCCGCAAAGUUCGUGGCCGCCGCUACCCCUGGGGAGUCAUCGAGGUCGACAACGAGGAGCACUGCGACUUUGUGAAGCUGCGCCAGAUGCUGAUCCGCACGCACAUGGAGGAGCUCAAGGAGCACACCAACAACACGCUGUACGAGAACUACCGCUCGGACAAGCUGACGCAGAUGGGCGUGACCCAGGACCCCAGCGUCUUCAAGGAGGUCAACCCAGCCGUGAAGCAGGAGGAGGAGCGCGCCCUGCACGAGCAGAAGCUCGCCAAGAUGGAGGCCGAGAUGAAGAUGGUCUUCCAGCAGAAGGUGCAGGAGAAGGAGAGCAAGCUGAAGCAAUCCGAAGACGAGCUGUUUGCCCGACAUCGCGAGAUGAAGGAGCAGCUCGACCGACAGCGCCAGGAGCUAGAGGAGAAGAAGGCCCGUCUCGAGAGCGGACGGCCGCUGGAAGACAAGAUAAAGCGAAAGGGAUUCUCUCUCCGUUAA
Molecule: messenger RNA, 1617 nt
Organism: Nannizzia gypsea CBS 118893
Lineage: Eukaryota; Fungi; Ascomycota; Eurotiomycetes; Onygenales; Arthrodermataceae
Product: cell division control protein 3
Exons: 3
Coding region: 1-1617 (538 amino acids)
Biological process (GO): cytoskeleton-dependent cytokinesis
Cellular component (GO): cytosol; septin complex; cell division site
Molecular function (GO): GTP binding; GTPase activity; molecular adaptor activity
Source: RefSeq, a predicted model, not a curated record